CACCAUGGUGAUGGCAUUGCCUCCCACUGCAUGAAAUUGUUUCACCAAAAAUCGUUUGCAUUUGUCAGUAUGCUUUAUGUACUUCUCUAUUUAUCACCUUCAGCCCUAUAUCAGUGAUAACAUUGAUAUUAUCAACGUUGUGAAUCCACAAACGACAAGCCCCAGUGGCCUAAUGGAUAAGGCACUGGCCUCCUAAGCCAGGGAUUGUGGGUUCGAGUCCCAUCUGGGGUGGUGCUUAUUUUUUUCUACAACGCUCGUGAAAUCAUUCUUACACUUCGCGACGCCUGCACAAGGAAUAUCUACUUUUGGAAAUACGCAACAAAUGCAGGAAACUAUCAACAAAAAAUGGAGCAGCAGGGUAUUAAACUGUGCAUCCUUUUGAAUGCUUUGGCUGCAUCAGUGCACACUUGGCACCUCCAGGAGGCCACCGUGUACUGGGAUGCUGCCCAGAAAAGGGUAAUCCUGAAGGAGGGGGUGAAGGAGACAGAGGGUGGUGCGUAUGGUUACUUCAAUGAUAGCCUUCACCUCACUGGUUGGAGCAUUUUGGAGAUUUGCGCUGGAUACGGAAGUGUCCAACAGCAAGAUGAGACUACAUUCUUUCUGGCUGGCUAUCUAGAAGGCUACUUCACCGCCGGGCAGAUGUUUAAUCAUUACUCCAACGUGUAUCUCCAGCUAAUAAAGGAUGAGAAGGUUCUGAAUCCCUUGAAAAUAUUCCUAAGCAAACAGGACCAGUGGGCCAGAGAGCAAGUGAAGCUGAGACAGAACAGUGACUCCUUGUGGAAACAUUUGGGAUUGAUCCUAGCCCAACUGGACGGCCUAAUCGCUGGAGCUGCACAGUGGGCCAGAAGCAAACACAUCGAUCCACUGUCCGCAUUUGCCGUUCAGUUUCUGAAUGGUGUCGGUGACCUCCUGGACCUUGUCCCCGCAUUGACACCUCGCCACGACUCUGCCCGGCCCACUGCUUUCAGAAUGCCUGGAAUGGGCCACUGCACGGCUCUCAUAAAGGUGACAUCUGGCUUUGAGAAUCUGCUGUUGGGGCACUCCAGCUGGUACAAUUAUGCGGCCACCAUGCGCAUCUAUAAACACUGGGACCUCAGGGUGUCGCAUGGGGCCACUGGAAAAAUGUCAUUCAGCAGUUACCCUGGCCUCCUUACAUCUCUGGAUGACUUCUACCUGCUCGGUAGUGGCCUGCUUCUGACUCAAACCUCGAUCAGUGUCUUCAACACCUCCUUGUUUUCUCAGCUCAGCCCUCACAGCCUGUUGGCCUGGCAGAGAGUACGCCUGGCCAACAGCCUGGCGCACUGUGGCGAGGAGUGGGCGCAGAUCUUCUCGAAAUACAACUCGGGUACAUAUAACAGCCAGUACAUGGUGGUGGACCUGAGUAAGGUAUCACCUGGACAUAGUAUCAGGACGGGAGGUUUGACUGUUGUGGAGCAGAUCCCUGGGAAAGUUCUCCACACGGACCAGACUCAAGCUUUACGAGGAGGAUACUGGCCAUCCUACAACAUUCCAUUUCAUGUUGACAUCUACAACCUGAGUGGGUACGAUGCGAUGUGGAGGAGAUACGGCGAAGACUUUUCAUACGAUCUUUGUCCCAGAGCCAAAAUCCUACGCAGGGAUCAGGCCAAGGUGUUUGACCUCAAGUCCCUCAAGCACAUCAUGCGAUACAACAACUACAAAAGAGAUCCUUAUGCCAAGGGCCAUCCGUGCAAAACCAUUUGUUGCCGUAACGACCUGCUCCUAAGGAGACCGCGCCCCGCUGGUUGUUAUGACACGAAGGUGACCGACUACCAGAUGGCUCUCCGGCUAGUCGCGGAAGCAAUAAACGGCCCGACAACGCAGGGGGGUCUGCCACCGUUUUCAUGGCGCUCCUUUAACAUCACCCCGCACGAGGGUCUUCCUCUCAAGUACAACUUUUCCUUUGUCGUUAUGAAGCAAGCUCUCCAGCGACCCUAAACGCACCUGCCAUCACCUCUGUCAUGUUUAGUUGUAACUACAUUGGAACAAUGUCAUGUUUUGUUCGGUGGGGGGUUUUGUGUGCAAGAAUUAGCUCAUUGGCAUUCGACACCAAGAGAAAUGACACAGGUUGUUUGCAGAUUGGAUCGAGCGGGUCUUUGGAUACAAUGCAAAGUGUUAUUCCCCACAGGCGGGGGCUACUGACCUUUUCCUCCAGCAUCACCCGUAAAUGUUAAUGUUUAACAUUCAGUGGAAUCACCGCAGGGCUUGUUUGACACGAAGCGCUUGAUGGGACAGGACGCACUAUGUGGCUUUUACUCCCGACGCCAUUGGGCCAAGGUUUUCCUUUUAUGGUUUGCCAAACAAUUGUGGUUGAAUAAUUCCUGCAUUCAUUUUCCAUCUUGACUGUUUUUUUUUGUGUGUGUGUCUUUGACGAUCCAGGCAAACAAUGCACUUCUGUUUAAAGAGUCUCAAGGAAUCUCAUAAGACAUGCUGACUGUUGUACUUCUUGUACACAGUGUUUGUAAUCAAAAGACUUAAUACACUAAUGUGCACCGUUGAA
Hippocampus zosterae (dwarf seahorse) is the source of this 2518-nucleotide messenger RNA. It is a transcript of the gene plbd1b, whose product is annotated as phospholipase B domain containing 1b. The record is from RefSeq and is a predicted model, not a curated record. Gene Ontology annotation, biological process: phospholipid catabolic process. The coding region runs from base 346 to 1956 and encodes 536 amino acids. Gene Ontology annotation, molecular function: glycerophospholipase activity. The transcript is spliced from 11 exons. NCBI's taxonomy places the organism in Eukaryota, Metazoa, Chordata, Actinopteri, Syngnathiformes, Syngnathidae. Gene Ontology annotation, cellular component: extracellular region.